This is a messenger RNA of Cynocephalus volans (Philippine flying lemur), 1353 nucleotides long. It is a transcript of the gene MED27, whose product is annotated as mediator complex subunit 27. NCBI's taxonomy places the organism in Eukaryota, Metazoa, Chordata, Mammalia, Dermoptera, Cynocephalidae. The record is from RefSeq and is a predicted model, not a curated record. Gene Ontology annotation, cellular component: mediator complex. Gene Ontology annotation, biological process: regulation of transcription by RNA polymerase II. Bases 9 to 944 code for a protein of 311 amino acids. The transcript has 8 exons. Gene Ontology annotation, molecular function: transcription coactivator activity.
GCGGCAACAUGGCGGAUGUGCUGAGUGUCGGGGUGAACCUGGAGGCCUUCUCCCAGGCCAUCAGUGCCAUCCAGGCGCUGCGCUCCAGCGUGAGCCGGGUGUUCGACUGCCUGAAGGAUGGCAUGCGGAACAAGGAGACGCUGGAGGGCCGGGAGAAGGCCUUCGUCGCGCACUUCCAGGACAACUUGAAUUCGGUCAACCGGGACCUCAAUGAGCUGGAACGUCUGAGCAAUUUGGUAGGCAAGCCAUCUGAGAACCAUCCUCUCCAUAACAGCGGGCUAUUAAGCCUGGAUCCCGUGCAGGACAAAACUCCUCUCUAUAGUCAACUCCUCCAAGCAUAUAAGUGGUCAAACAAGUUGCAGUACCACGCAGGUCUAGCGUCUGGCCUUUUGAAUCAACAGUCAUUGAAGCGUUCCGCUAAUCAGAUGGGAGUAUCUGCCAAACGCAGACCCAAGGCUCAGCCCACGACUCUUGUCUUACCGCCUCAAUAUGUUGAUGACGUGAUCAGCCGCAUUGACAGGAUGUUUCCUGAAAUGUCCAUCCACUUAUCCAGACCCAAUGGAACAUCAGCAAUGCUUCUGGUGACCUUGGGAAAGGUGCUGAAAGUGAUCGUUGUCAUGCGGAGCCUAUUCAUUGAUCGAACAAUAGUAAAGGGGUAUAAUGAAAAUGUCUACACAGAAGACGGCAAACUUGAUAUAUGGUCCAAAUCCAACUAUCAAGUAUUCCAGAAGGUGACAGACCAUGCCACCACUGCCCUGCUCCACUAUCAGCUGCCCCAGAUGCCAGACGUCGUGGUCAGAUCCUUCAUGACCUGGUUAAGAAGUUACAUAAAGCUGUUCCAGGCCCCGUGCCAGCGCUGCGGGAAGUUUCUGCAAGACGGCCUUCCCCCCACGUGGAGGGAUUUCCGAACCCUCGAAGCCUUCCACGACACCUGCCGGCAGUAACCCCACCCAGCCCGAGGCCAGCCUGCAGACCCUCCCCCAGCACCUUCCCAGACAAGCCUGAAGGAAUAUUGAUGGCCCAGACCUGUCUUCGCUGCCCAAAUAUCAGCACAGCCACUCUUUCCCUUUUGCAAAAAAGCAUCAUGUCCUCUGUGGCUGAGGGGACUGAUUAUGCACAUUAGCCAGUGCAUUGAAGGCAAAGAUGACCUUUUUAGAACCUAAUGUAAAGAAGUUUUGCAGCAUGCUCUUCUUCCAUGUGCGCUGGCAGUCCUGCUGAGUUGACCCUCCGGGGUCUGUGUAUGAAGUCACUUCCGUGAGCUGUCACUGGAAUGAGCUCUGUGUUCAGUAGUCACGCAGCUGUUUUUUUGUAACUUAUUUUUUUAAGCAAUAAAUCUUUUGUAUCCAGGACAAA